AUGGAGCUGCGGGAGAGUGCUGCGCGGCAAGAGCUCGGAAUUGCCGGGCAAAAAUCAUCGAUGGUGACGACGAAUCGAAGCUGGCUGCUGGCGGCGUCUAAGGCUUGCAGCGACAGUGACAAGGCGAGGCAAAUUCACAGCGCGGCCGUGGCGAGCGGGCACGACCGAGACGUGGUUGUGUCAAGCGCGCUGGUGACCAUGUAUGCCAAGUGUGGAGCCCUGCGAGAAGCUUGCACCGUCUUCCACUCCAUCCCCAGCACCGCUCGCGACGUCGUCUCGUGGACGGCGCUCAUGCUCGCGCACGCCAGCAAUGGCGCCGAGGAGCUCGCCCUCCAGAUCUUCGCCACCAUGAUCCGCCACCACUGCGCUCCCGACGCCCAGAGCUUCGUCGUGGCACUCAAGGCUUGCACCAAGCUGGCGGCCAAGGAGAGUUCUUGCACCACGACGAAGAUGGCGAGCUUGGAGAGAGGCAUGGCUCUUCACUGCCAGGCGGCCAAGAGCGGCUGCGAGCUCCACCUGUUCGUGGCCAGCACCCUGGUGGACAUGUACUCCAAGUGCGGCUGCAUGGAGGAGGCGGCCAGAGUGUUCGAAAGAAUGCCCGCUCGCAACGUCGUCUCCUGGACUGCGCUCAUCCACGGCUAUGCCAGCAAUGGAGACGGGCUCAAGAGCUUGGAGCUGCUGGAGCGGAUGAUCCCCCUGUGCCGCCCAAACUCCCAGACAAUCGUCGCCGCGCUCAAGGCGUGCUCGAGCUUGGCCGCCCAAGAACAGACCCAGCCUCUGAUGGCUGACAGUCCAGUGACCAUGAUCAAGGUGGCGGCGCUGGCGCGAGGCUUUGCGAUCCACUCGCGGCUGAUACAACCCGCUGCUGUCGAUGACGUCCUGGUUGCAAACACUCUGCUCGAUCUCUACGCCAAGUGUGGCAGCAUGAGCGACGCCCAGCGCGUGUUUGACAGCAUUCCAUCGAGCUCCAAGACGGUGGUGUCGUGGAACGCACUGAUGCUGGGAUACGUCCACAACGGGAGCGCUGCCACUGCUCUCGAUGCCUUUGCGAGAAUGCCGGACUGUGGCCUGGAGCCCGACGCUCACACCUUCGCAAUCCUUGUCAAUGCGUGUGGAAGCUGCGCGGCCGUGGAGCUUGGGAGAUUCAUCCACAGGGAAGCAUCCCGGCUUGGGGUCCUAGAACAAUUAGCGAGCGCUUCUUCUUCUUCCAGCAUCGUGGUCGCAAACUCGCUGGUGGAUUUCUAUGCCAAGUGUGGGAGCCUGGACCACGCCCAAGCCCUGCUCGAUUCGUGCGCCAAUCGCGACGUGGUGACAUGGUCCGCGCUGCUCGACGGCUACGCGCGCCUCGGCGACAUGGAUCUCCUCUUGGCCUCGCUGCGCCAGAUGCUGGACGAGGGAUUGGAGCCCAGCAGCGUCACAUUCCUGUCGCUGCUCACGGCGUGCAGCCAUGCCGGCCUGGUGGAGCGAUGCAAGCAGGUCCUGGCCAAGAUCCCCCGAAAUCUGCGAUCGCUGGAGCACUACCACAUCCUGAUCGAUGCCCUGGGCCGCGCGAAUCAGCUCGGAGAAGCCCUCACGCUGGUGGAGGCGAUGCCCUUCGACCCCGACCCCGUUACCUGGCUCACGCUCCUCUCGGCAGCUCGCAAGUGGAACAAUCUGGGCGUGGCAUCGCUCGCCUUCCAAAUGCUGGUGGCAAUCGAUCGCGACCACGCCCACGCAGCCUCCGCCUACGUGCUCAUGGCCAAUACGGCCACCAUAGCUGGGAAGAACUAG
Messenger RNA from Selaginella moellendorffii, 1770 nucleotides. RefSeq names its product putative pentatricopeptide repeat-containing protein At3g15130. Gene Ontology annotation, molecular function: protein binding; RNA binding. Gene Ontology annotation, biological process: RNA modification. The transcript has a single exon. Lineage: Eukaryota; Viridiplantae; Streptophyta; Lycopodiopsida; Selaginellales; Selaginellaceae. The record is from RefSeq and is a predicted model, not a curated record. Bases 1 to 1770 code for a protein of 589 amino acids.